AUGUAUCUUGGAUUGAAAGGCCGCAACUUGCAAUGGGGAGUCACCAUUGCCUCUGGUGCAGGAUUCCUGCUCUUUGGAUUUGAUCAGGGCGUGAUGUCGGGCCUGCUGACGGGUGCCGCGUUCACGCACCAGUUCCCGGCGAUUGACACGACGGCCACAGGCCACGGCAGCUCAUCGCUGCAGGGCACCGUGGUGGCCAUCUACGAGAUUGGCUGUUUCUUUGGCGCACUGUUUAGCUUCGCGUUUGGAGAGCGGCUUGGAAGACGCUGGAGUAUCAUGAUCGGGUGCCUGACCCUGUCUGUGGGAGCCGCAAUCCAAACCUCUGCGUACGGCGUUGCACAAUUGAUUGUGGGACGGAUUGUCGCCGGGCUGGGAAACGGCAUGAACACGGCCACGAUUCCUGUCUGGCACUCGGAAAUCUGUAAAGCCCACAACAGAGGCCGCGAGCUGUCGAUCGAGCUGGCGAUCAACAUUUUUGGAGUUAUGACGUCAUACUGGGUUGACUACGGCAUGAGUUAUGUCGACAGCGAGGCCCAGUUCCGGUUCCCGAUCUCGUUGCAGAUUGUGUUUGCGCUCUUCACGCUCGCAGGAGUGAUGUUCUUGCCGGAGUCGCCACGGUGGCUGAUUGCCCACGACCGCCAUGCAGAGGCCAAACAGGUGAUCCAUCUGACGAUGCAUAACGCUGAGCAGAUAACCGACGACGACCCAAGUGUGGUGCACGAAAUCGAGCUGAUCAACGAGGCACUUGCCGAAGAACGCCAGUCUGCGAAUGUCGGCUUCGCCGCCGUCUUCACCAACGGACCGCAGCGCUUUUUCUGGCGUACCUUUUUGGGCAUGUUUUCGCAAUUCAUGCAGCAGCUGUCGGGAAUCAACCUGAUUACGUACUACGCCACGAGCAUCUUUGAGGAGUCCGUUGGUAUGGACCACAACUUGGCGCUGCUGAUGUCAGGGUUCAACGGAAUUGCGUACUUUUUCUCGUCGCUGCUCCCGAUUUGGUUGCUCGAUAGAAUCGGCCGCCGCAAGCUGAUGCUUUUUGCCGUGAUCGGACAGGGCUCGUGUAUGGCGAUUCUGGCCGGCACGGUCUCGAACGGCAACACGGCGUCCGGAAUAGUCGCCACGAUUAUGCUGUUUAUGUUCAACUUCUUUUUCGCCGUUGGUCUGCUUGCUAUUCCUUGGCUGCUCCCAGCAGAGUACGCGCCUUUGGCGAUCCGUACGAAGGCUGCGGCGCUGGGCUCUGCCAGCAACUGGAUUUUCACGUUUUUGGUCGUUGAGAUCACGCCGUCGAGCGUCUCCAACAUCGGUUACAAGACGUACAUCUACUUCUGCGUGUUCAAUUUCUGCUUUGUGCCGAUGAUUUAUUUCUUCUACCCAGAAACGAAAAACCUCCCGCUCGAGAAAAUCGACCGCAUGUUUGUGGGGGAGAAGGUCCACUUGUUCUGGAACGACGCGCUCGAAGACGACUUUGCGCUUGUUGCCGACAAGGCCGCCGAGAAAGCGGAGGUCGAGAUGGUGGAGUCAGGUGUGUAA
Ogataea parapolymorpha DL-1 is the source of this 1527-nucleotide messenger RNA. RefSeq names its product sugar transporter. Gene Ontology annotation, cellular component: membrane. Lineage: Eukaryota; Fungi; Ascomycota; Pichiomycetes; Pichiales; Pichiaceae. The record is from RefSeq and is a predicted model, not a curated record. The transcript has a single exon. Gene Ontology annotation, biological process: transmembrane transport; carbohydrate transport. Gene Ontology annotation, molecular function: carbohydrate:proton symporter activity. The coding region runs from base 1 to 1527 and encodes 508 amino acids.